Lutzomyia longipalpis is the source of this 714-nucleotide messenger RNA. It is a transcript of the gene Pfdn4, whose product is annotated as probable prefoldin subunit 4. The record is from RefSeq and is a predicted model, not a curated record. Gene Ontology annotation, biological process: protein folding. The coding region runs from base 146 to 565 and encodes 139 amino acids. The transcript has 2 exons. Gene Ontology annotation, cellular component: cytoplasm; prefoldin complex. NCBI's taxonomy places the organism in Eukaryota, Metazoa, Arthropoda, Insecta, Diptera, Psychodidae.
UCCUGAGAAGCGACACCAGCGCCAGCGGAUAAAACAAGAAAUGUUCAUUUAGUAAACAUAACCUCAAUUUUGUGUGGGUGUUCCUUGCCUUCUGUUUCGGUUUUUCGUGAAAAUUACGUGAGUUUCCCGUGAAAAUCCUUUCAAGAUGACUUCCAAAUCCGCCAGCUCUAGCAAAGGAACCUUCCAACCUGAUUCCGAUGUUCAUAUCACCUUUGAGGAUCAGCAGAAAAUAAACAUCUUCGCGAAGCACAAUGCCAAGCUUGAGGAUCUCAAGGAAGAGCUGAAAGGGAAGCAGAACGACUUGAAGAAUCUCGAGGAAGCAAGCGAUGAAAUUGAGCUCUUCGACGAAGAUGAACAAAUCCCCUUCCUCCUUGGGGAGGUCUUCAUCUCCCACAAUCUGCCCAAGACACAAGAACUCCUAACGGAAGCCAAGGAGCGCAAGAAGAAGGAAAUCAAGGAGAUUGAGACAAAAUGCAAAGAACUGGGAGAUAUAAUUGGGGAUCUCAAAUCACAGCUCUAUGGGCGCUUUGGGAGUCAUAUUUAUCUGGAAAAUGACGAAGAUUGAGCCACAGGUGCGGAGUUUCGGAAUAAAAAUACAAUCUCACUGGCACACUGACCCAGACAGAGAUCCUGUGGAGGAGGAAGAAGAAGUUUGAAAUGCAUUAGAAGUGAUUUUGAUGGGGGGAAUAAAUUCUGGGCUCUUUACCUCAAGAA